AUGGAACAGCUUCGGAAUGCACAAUCUGUAAGGAAGAGGUCUCUCAAGUUGCACAAACAGUUGUUCAGCUCCCAUGUCAUCCAGUACAUCUUUUUCACCGAGGAUGCAUUCAAAACUGAACACAAGCUGCCCCAUGUGCCGAGUUGUAUUCCAACUACCACCUCCUCAAACUCGGAACCCUCUGGUUAA
Messenger RNA from Puccinia triticina, 189 nucleotides. RefSeq lists its product as uncharacterized. The transcript is spliced from 2 exons. Lineage: Eukaryota; Fungi; Basidiomycota; Pucciniomycetes; Pucciniales; Pucciniaceae. Bases 1 to 189 code for a protein of 62 amino acids. The record is from RefSeq and is a predicted model, not a curated record.